AUGAAUAUGAAAGCUAGGGCGUUCCCUCCAAACGAUGCGCACGAUGUAGACUUCCAUCAUGUGAAAAGUAAAACAAAAGUUAAAUCUAAGAAGACACGAUUUGCAAUGUGGGUCAAAAGAAAGAUUGAUAUUGCAUGUUUACAGGAGGCGAAAUGGUACGGUCAAAAAACACAACUACUUGUAGAUGGCUUUAAACUUUAUUACAAUGGUUUUGUGAACAAAAGAAAUGGCGUUGUAUACACUCCUCAAAGCGGCUGCAAAGACGAAGAGAGAAUUUUAGAAAAAGCUAUGAUGGAAAUCCCGAAAGAUAACAUAGUUAUAAUAGGCGGAGAUCUAAAUGCUCAUGUGGGAAUGACAAGAGAAGGGUACAAAUACCACGGCUAUUUUAGAUAUAGAGAAGUAAACGAAGGAGAGGAUGUAUGA
Molecule: messenger RNA, 423 nt
Organism: Gordionus sp. m RMFG-2023
Lineage: Eukaryota; Metazoa; Nematomorpha; Gordioida; Chordodea; Parachordodidae
Exons: 2
Coding region: 1-423 (140 amino acids)
Source: RefSeq, a predicted model, not a curated record